This is a messenger RNA of Haplochromis burtoni (Burton's mouthbrooder), 2852 nucleotides long. Its product is annotated as sentrin-specific protease 7. Gene Ontology annotation, biological process: protein desumoylation. Gene Ontology annotation, molecular function: SUMO-specific endopeptidase activity. Gene Ontology annotation, cellular component: cytoplasm; nucleus. NCBI's taxonomy places the organism in Eukaryota, Metazoa, Chordata, Actinopteri, Cichliformes, Cichlidae. The record is from RefSeq and is a predicted model, not a curated record.
ACAGGAAACCACGUGGCGUAAUCACGCAGAGUGACGUCGCUACGCUGUGGUUGUUGUUAUUUAGCAGUUAUCCUGCUUAGUGUCCAGCCCAAAGAGAAAGAUGUUUUUGAAUUAGUUGGUUAAGCUUAACCGGACGGUGGGACUCCUCCAGCUUCAACGCCUGCCGCCCCAUGAGGCGUCCGGAUAAUUCAGCGACAUUUAACGGCGUAGAGUCCGCCAGCAGCUAGCUUAGCUCACCGGCUAGCCCCGGCUACUUAGCCGCUUAGCUGGCUCCCCCGGCGGACUUCGGGAUGGCAUCUUCCUUCAAGAUUCCCAAGAAGAAACAUCCUCAUGGCUCUGACUCCAGUCCCCUAGACAUGCAGUCACCUCUGUCCCGCCUCCAGACCUCCACCCCUCGACUAAAGUUUUACGGGAAUCAGUCUGGCAGAGGUGGAACUGACAGGAUGCAUUCUGGGAAUCCUGUGGGCACUUUGUCAGCCAGACAGAGGACACCGUGUAAGCAGCUCUUAGGAAACUUCAAGACACAGCAGGUACUCAAGAGCCCCAUCGGGGGCGGAGCUUCAGACGCCAAUCAAAGAGCAGCAGGCAGCUGGAGCUGCCAAUCACAAGCAGGACAGAGAGAAGUGACCUCAAGCUGUUUGUCAAACAGAUGGCGUCCUAAGAGAGCGUCUGACCGGCUGCUGCAGCCUGAGGUGGCUUUAGAGCACCUGUCUCCACCUCAGAAGAAGAAAGAGCUGUCAGCUUUGGUCAAUAAAAGGAUCUCAGUGGACUCUGUGGACUCUCUGGCUGAGUUCAGAGGUGACGAGCAUCUUGGGAGUUUGAGUUCUUCUACACUGGGAGACAAAAGGUGGAGGAGAGUUGAGUCUAAUGGAGACACUUCUGAGAAGAGCGACACAGGAACUCCUCCCAAAUCUCCUUUGAAACAACAGACAAAGAACUCUUCUAUCUCCAGAUUGAAUCAAACUUCACCCUCAGGCCCACAAAGGCCUGAGGGUCACGAUAAGACCAUCUCCAUGGUCUUAUCGUCGUCGUCGACGCCAGUAAGGAGGGUGCGACUUGCCUUCACCAGCAACCUGAAGGUCAACGACAGGGAGAAGGAGAGAGAGAGGUGGAGGCAGUUCAAAGAGAAGACUAAGAACAACAGGUCAGCUGUCCUCCACCUUCGACUGAGGACACCCAAACCGAAGCUGAGCCAACCAACUGAGCCGAUCGUGCUGUCCAGUGAGGAGGAGGAGGACUGUGAGGGAAACGGAGACGAAGCAAAGAGGACGUCACAUAGCAGCAACCAGGUCGAUGAAUCUCGUCAGGGAAACUCUGAGAAGGUGCAGGCUCCCAAACCAGUUCCUGUGACGCCACCGUCCUUCCUGCAGCUGGAGUUUGCCUCUCUUCACGCCGGCCUCACGGCUGCAGAUGCUAACGGGCCGAUUAUGAUCACUGAAAGCGGGAUCAUGAUCCCCAUGAAAGGGGUGGAGGAGUGUCAGGUCAGCGUGGUGGCGUCUCAGGUUCGGGGUUACGGCCUGUGGGACGGGGGCGUGGCCCGUGGUGGAACUCUGCUGGCUGGUUGGGAAGGCCCCGCCCCCUCGCUGCUCUUCCUGUGGGUGACGGAUGCUCAGGCCAACCUGCUGCAGAAGGAGCUGUCCUCCAUCCAGACCUCCUCUUCCUCCUCCUCGUCUUGCUGCUCGGGUCCUCCAUGCUGCUUCAUCCUCCUGCUAUUGAAGGAGCAGCUGCAGGAGCUCCAGGCCGCCCUGCUGGCCUCCAUCCUCGACAUGGAGGAGUACAAAGUCGCCACCCCCUCCUCCUCUGAAGGCCCGGCCUCCCCUCUGGACUGGGCCAACGGGCUGCUGCUCCUCCACAGCUGUCCUCCUCCUGUGGACCAGCACCUCCUCAGACUGCUGGGACACUCGACGAGGUCGAAUCAACUGAGCAGAGGUCAGAGAAACAAGUCCAGCCUAAACUCUGCUGGUCUUCCCACCAGGCUGAUCCAGUACCCCGUGGCCCCCUGCAAAGGCCGCAUCACCGUGACCAAGGAGGACCUGGCCUGUCUGGAUGCUGGCGAGUUCCUCAAUGAUGUCAUCAUAGACUUCUACCUCAAGUAUCUCCUCCUGGAGGGCGUUGGCGGCUCGGUGGCUGAGAGGAGUCACAUCUUCAGCAGCUUCUUUUACAAGCAGCUGAGCAGACGGCGAGCGGCCGGCGAGGGCACCGCCCCCUAUGUCCCGUACGAGCAAGAUGACCGUCAGACGCGGCACCAGCGGGUGAAGACGUGGACUCGCCACGUGGACAUUUUCACCAAAGACUUCCUGUUCGUGCCUGUCAAUCAAGAAGCUCACUGGUACCUGGUGGUGGUGUGUUUCCCAGGUCUGGAGGAGGCUCGGUACGAGGAGUUUCAGAGGCGAGCAGGGAAAUCCGGAGCUGUGGGAAAGCCAAACUCUAGUCUCGUGUCGCAGCAGCCACCAGAGUCCAGUGAGCAGGGCUGGAAGAAGGACAGAGUCUUAAAGAGGCCGUGCCUCCUGGUCAUGGACUCACUGAAACUGUCGUACCACGACAACGUCUGCAGACUCAUCAGAGAAACCCUGUGGUGCACUUUGACAUCCCGCUGCGGUUGGAGAGCUGGUUUCCGCGGCAGCGAGCGCGACAGAAGCGCGAUGAGAUCCGGAGUCUAAUCAUGAGUUUGCACCAGAGUCAGCUGAAGGAGGAGGAGCCAAAACCGUCGCCAAGCCGCUAACUCGUCACCGCCGCUGCUGCUGCUUCAUUGACUGCUUCCUGUUUCACUCAGUCAAACUAUGUCUGUGAAUGUACAUAAAUUUAUACUGACACUUCCUGGUUUUUAAAUAAAAGUAUUUAUUUAAAUUUUA